Molecule: messenger RNA, 1676 nt
Organism: Dioscorea cayenensis subsp. rotundata (Guinea yam)
Lineage: Eukaryota; Viridiplantae; Streptophyta; Magnoliopsida; Dioscoreales; Dioscoreaceae
Product: UV-B-induced protein At3g17800, chloroplastic-like
Exons: 3
Coding region: 155-1381 (408 amino acids)
Source: RefSeq, a predicted model, not a curated record
CACUACCGCAAUCUUAUCAAUUGCGCUAAGGUCGUCGACGAGCUGCUGACGCAGCGUCUUUGUCCGUAUUCAUCUUCCCCAAUUUUAACCCUUCUUCGAUCUCCAAAGCUUCCAAAAUUAUCCAAAACCUAAUCGAUUGAUUGACCGAUAAUCCAUGGCAUCCUGCGGCCGCUGUCAGCCCAUCACUGUCCCUCGCGCUUCCCUCGCCGGCGACCCCCUCCGCCACCGCCGCCGAGUCUGUCCUCUCUCCACCCUUUCGUCUCUGAUUCCCUUCCGCCUUUCUUCCGAUACCCAGGGAUUGGUGAGGGUGAGAAGGAGUGGAUCAUUUGGUGGGAAGAGAGUUCCUGGGAUCUUUGUUAUGGCGAGUGGUGGAUCGAAUGAUGGCGAGUGGAGGAGCGUUGGGACGCCGCUUGAGCCGCUGUCGCCUGAAGGGCAGUUUUUGUGUGGGAUUCUUAAGAACCAACCUCAUAUUUUCCGAGUUGCUGCUUCUGAGCAAUUAAAAGAGCUAGCUUUGGAAAGGGAGAGUGCUUUUGCUCGCUGGGAACAAAGUGUUGGUUCUUCUGAGCAUCCACUUCAUGGGAGGAUAGCACAAAUGAAAGAACAAGAGUGCCAGAUUGCUGCUGAAGAUGUAAUGUACAUGUUAGUUGUUCAUAAUUUUUCUGAAAUAAAAGUCCCCAUGGUCCCCAACCUAUCAAAAUGCACCAGUAAUGGAAGAUUAGAGAUAUGGUCAUCAAAAGAUAGAGAGCUGGAGUCGAUCCAUGGAUCUGAGGUCCUAGAGAUGGUAAGGGAGCAUCUGUCCAAUAUUCUCAGAUGGAAAGGGAAAUCCGAUGCUUCAGCAAAUUGGUCAACAAUGAAGAUGAAAAGGCUGCAGCUUGGGCGGCUAUAUGCAGCUUCGAUUUUAUACGGAUACUUUCUGAAAUCUGUCUCUCUGAGGCACCAUCUAGAACUCAGCCUUGCUCUCUCCUAUGAAGAUCUCUCACUCAACAAAAUGAUACAAUUUCCACUACCCAAGGUACACAAGCAUGAGCCCGAAGAGAAUCUGGUACCCCUUGGCUGUUCAAACGACAUGACAUUAUCGUUGUGCCCAAGUAAAAAUAGAGGAGGCAAAGCGAAACGGCUGAGAGGAUACAUGAUGGGCUUUGAUUCAAAGACUUUACAGUUAUGUGCGAAGUUGAGAUCCAUUGAAGCUGCAAAUCUGAUCGAGAAACAUAGCUGGGCAUUGUUCAGAGAUCAAGAGAGCCAGAACUUAUCAAAGGACGAGUUGAUUGAUGUCUCAUUCUCAGGUUUAAAGAGACUGGUUUUGGAAGCUGUUGCAUUUGGUACUUUCCUUUGGGACGUGGAGGGAUAUGUGGACUCUGUUUACAGAUUGAAAGAGUCUUGAGAGAGAACUUAUUAUUCACCAAUUUGCUCAUUUUAACAGCUCGGAGGAUUUGACCUGAAGUUUUCUUGUGAUACAUAUAUAGAAAGCCUUUCUUAGAGUAGGACGGGAGUGAACUCUGUCUUGGGGUUUCAUGGCAUUUGCUCUGUGGUCAUUACGUUGUCUUCGUUUUCAGAAUGUACAUAUUACCUGUAUCAACUUGCUUUUAGAAUUUUACUUCCCGUGUGUGUGUAUGAAUAUAGACAUAGAACUAAUUGUAGUUUUUGAUUGCAGUUGGAAUAAUUGUUUGGAGAUUUAA